Messenger RNA from Acomys russatus (golden spiny mouse), 2318 nucleotides. RefSeq names its product potassium inwardly rectifying channel subfamily J member 4 (gene Kcnj4). Gene Ontology annotation, cellular component: plasma membrane. Gene Ontology annotation, molecular function: inward rectifier potassium channel activity. The transcript is spliced from 2 exons. Bases 637 to 1971 code for a protein of 444 amino acids. The record is from RefSeq and is a predicted model, not a curated record. Lineage: Eukaryota; Metazoa; Chordata; Mammalia; Rodentia; Muridae. Gene Ontology annotation, biological process: regulation of monoatomic ion transmembrane transport; potassium ion import across plasma membrane.
GAGCCACGGAGCGAAGCUGGAGAGAGAUCGCGGCUGGCCAAGUGAGGACGGGGACAGUCGCUGCCUUUCCUCCUUGUCCUAGAGUCAUCCGAGCCUCAGUGUGGCCACCUGCUGAGCCUGGAAACCCUCCUGGGGAUUCCUUUCCUGCUUUCCAGGUGGGGAGACGGAGGGCUGGGUUGCACCCCAGUAUCACUGGGUGAAGUGGGUAAAGCCAGGCCCUGCCCUCGGUGGCUGGCAACCCGACAGAGAACUGUGCUGAGAAGUAGAAGACAGGCCACAGGCACCUCCUCAAGGUUCAGAGACUAGCCCAGUUAAUAACCUGCUGUGUGGUCUUGAAGUCCCCGCUCCUCUCCAGGGCUAGGAGAUGGAACACUACCAUCAAUGUCUCCGAUUAGCUCUCACCAAGUGUGUGAAAUAGUCACCAAGUUUAAAAGAAGCCGUCGAAGUGCAAAGUGCCUCGCACAUGCCAAGGGCUAUCUCCGUUUCUGUCAUGGUCCUGUCCGUCACUCCAGCCACAAGAGCAGUCCCUGUGACCGCCAGCUGUACCCUGAAGCUUGGUCUCAGAACUUUCUAUGCCUAGAGGUUUCAAGCCAGCAGGCCCUGCAUCUCCCCAGGUAACCACGCCGGCCUCAGGCCAUGCACGGACACAGCCGAAACGGGCAGGCCCACGUGCCCCGGCGGAAACGCCGCAACCGCUUUGUCAAAAAGAACGGCCAGUGCAACGUCUACUUCGCCAACCUGAGCAACAAGUCCCAGCGUUACAUGGCAGACAUCUUCACCACCUGCGUGGACACGCGCUGGCGCUACAUGCUCAUGAUCUUUUCCGCGGCCUUCCUCGUCUCCUGGCUCUUUUUCGGCCUCCUCUUCUGGUGCAUUGCUUUCCUCCACGGCGACCUGGAGGCCAGCCCCUCGGUGCCUGCUGCAGGAGGCCCGGGGGGCAAUGGUGGGGCAGCCCCGACGGCCCCCAAACCCUGCAUCAUGCACGUGAACGGCUUUUUGGGAGCCUUCCUGUUCUCAGUGGAGACACAGACGACCAUUGGCUAUGGCUUCCGGUGCGUGACAGAGGAGUGCCCGUUGGCGGUCAUCGCAGUAGUGGUCCAGUCCAUCGUGGGCUGUGUCAUCGACUCCUUCAUGAUCGGUACUAUCAUGGCCAAGAUGGCACGGCCUAAGAAGCGGGCCCAGACGCUGCUGUUCAGCCACCAUGCUGUCAUCUCAGUGCGAGAUGGAAAGCUCUGCCUCAUGUGGCGGGUGGGCAACCUGCGCAAGAGCCACAUUGUGGAGGCCCAUGUCCGGGCCCAACUCAUCAAACCCUACAUGACGCAAGAGGGUGAGUACCUGCCAUUGGACCAACGUGACCUCAACGUGGGCUAUGACAUCGGCCUGGACCGCAUCUUCUUGGUGUCACCCAUCAUCAUCGUGCAUGAAAUCGACGAGGACAGUCCGCUCUAUGGCAUGGGCAAGGAGGAGCUGGAGUCGGAAGACUUUGAGAUUGUGGUCAUCCUCGAGGGCAUGGUGGAGGCCACUGCUAUGACUACACAGGCCCGCAGCUCCUACCUGGCCAGUGAGAUCCUGUGGGGUCACCGGUUCGAGCCUGUGGUCUUCGAGGAGAAGAGCCACUACAAGGUGGACUACUCAAGGUUCCACAAGACCUACGAGGUAGCUGGCACGCCCUGCUGCUCUGCCCGCGAGCUGCAGGAAAGCAAGAUCACGGUGCUGCCCGCCCCGCCGCCCCCUCCCAGUGCCUUCUGCUAUGAGAAUGAGCUGGCCCUCAUGAGCCAGGAGGAAGAAGAGAUGGAAGAGGAGGCUGCUGCCGCAGCUGCCGUGGCUGCGGGCCUGGGCCUGGAGGCAGGCUCCAAAGAGGAGGCAGGCAUCAUUCGGAUGCUUGAGUUUGGCAGCCAUUUGGAUCUGGAGCGCAUGCAAGCCACCCUCCCACUGGACAAUAUUUCCUACCGCAGGGAGUCUGCCAUCUGACCUCCAGGCCCUGCCAUCCUCUACCCCUGCAAGAGCCUGCCUCUGCCAGGGCUGGGGCGCUCGGAUGAGCCUCCCGCUCUCAGGACAGUUUUGAACCUGGCUCCGUGGACCUGGAGGAAGGUGGGGGCUUUAAAGACUGGGAGAUCCCUUCCUGUGAACUGCAGAGCCCAGGACAGGGAAGGACCCAGGAACUCAGUCCUGCUAGCCUGAGCCCCCUGGCACCUCCCCCACGGGUGGCUCUGGGCCCCCAGAUCUUCCACCUUUUUACCACUGACCCUUCAAGGAUGGGCCCCUUCUGCUCUCAGGACCUUGGGAAGGCGGCUGGACUGCUGGGGGAGGGUGGGCAC